GUGAAGCCGGGAAGGGAGAGCGGCCCCGGGCGUAGCAGGAGAGCCCCUGGUCGGAGCGCUCGCCGGGCUGAAGCCGUCUUGCGGGAACUUUGCCCGCCGGCGGGAGGAUGCUGGAGGGCGGCUGCACGCCGGUGAAGGAAGGCGUGCUGGAGAAGCGGAGCGACGGCUUGCUGCAGCUGUGGAAGAAGAAGCGCUGCAUCCUCACCGAGGAGGGGCUGCUGCUCAUCCCGCCCAAGCCGCCCCAGCAGCAGGAGCCGCCGGUGGUGCUGUCGGCGGCGGCGGCCCCGCCGGGCGUGGAGGCGGCGGCGGCCAAGAUCAAGGAGCUGCCCUUCUCCACCAUGAAGACGGUGGACUGCGUGGAGCGGAAGGGAAAGUACGUCUACUUCACGGUGGUGAUGGCCGAGGGCAAGGAGAUCGACUUUCGGUGCCCGCAGGAGCAGGGCUGGAACGCCGAGAUCACGCUGCAGCUGGUGCAGUACAAGAACCGCCAGGCCAUCCUGGCCGUCAAGUCCACCCGGCAGAAGCAGCAGCACCUCGUCCAGCAGCACGGGCCCCGCCUCCGCAGCGCCUCCAACUCCGCCUAGCCCGGCUCCGGCCGGCCGCCCCUCGCCCCGGCCGCCUUCAGGUUGAAUCCAAAAGGCACCUGCAAGCAAGGUGGACCCUUUAUCGGUUGGUCACAGACUUGACAAAUGAAAGGAGCACGGUGACACGGGAGAGCAUCAGUUCAACCACCGGAGUCUUCCUGUUUUUGGUACAGUUCAUCGCUGCUCUGGGAAAGCAUUUCAACUCCUUUAGGUUAUUACUGCUACUCAUGAGGAUUAUUUGACUUGCUGGGCCCCAAAGGACGCACACUGCACUGUCAUUUUUAUUC
Molecule: messenger RNA, 871 nt
Organism: Gekko japonicus
Lineage: Eukaryota; Metazoa; Chordata; Lepidosauria; Squamata; Gekkonidae
Gene: PHLDA1
Product: pleckstrin homology-like domain, family A, member 1
Exons: 2
Coding region: 108-584 (158 amino acids)
Biological process (GO): positive regulation of apoptotic process
Molecular function (GO): phosphatidylinositol phosphate binding
Source: RefSeq, a predicted model, not a curated record